CUUGUUCACCUGCUGCUUCUGCUAUAAGAGCCCUGCUCCGUCGGCCUCAUCUUGGUCCCUUCUUCUUCCUCUUCUUCCCAUCGUCUCGAAAGUGGUGUAAGCAGGAUAGAUCGUCGGUUCAUCCAUGGAGAGCACCGAGCUGAAAGUGGAGAUGGUGGCGCUGCAUGAGAAGAGGGUACGGAAAUGCCUGUCCAAAGUGAAAGGGGUGGAGAGGGUGGAGGUGGAGGCGAGCAUCCAGAAGGUGGUGGUGACGGGGUACGCGAACCGGAACAAGAUCCUCAAGGCGCUCAGGAGGGUGGGGCUCAGGGUGGAGCUCUGGUCGCCACGGAACGAGCUGCUCAGCGCCUACGCCGCCGGGAGCUUCGCCUUCAACAACUACGGCUUCUUCUGAUCGAUCUCAUCCGACGACCGACCAACGAGAUGCAUGCUAGUUGCAUGAUGAUGUCGGCGACGUUGAACCACCAUGUAUAAACCGGAUCUGGGAGCUUGCUUGGUGUUUCUUCUUUCUGUUUUGCUUUAUUAUCUGCUUCGGAUGGUUUCUUUUUCCUCUUACGUGUAUAUAUAUGUCACAUUUUUUUCCCUA
This is a messenger RNA of Hordeum vulgare subsp. vulgare (domesticated barley), 583 nucleotides long. Its product is annotated as heavy metal-associated isoprenylated plant protein 28-like. NCBI's taxonomy places the organism in Eukaryota, Viridiplantae, Streptophyta, Magnoliopsida, Poales, Poaceae. The record is from RefSeq and is a predicted model, not a curated record. The transcript has 3 exons. Gene Ontology annotation, molecular function: metal ion binding. The coding region runs from base 125 to 391 and encodes 88 amino acids.